Molecule: messenger RNA, 1812 nt
Organism: Penicillium macrosclerotiorum
Lineage: Eukaryota; Fungi; Ascomycota; Eurotiomycetes; Eurotiales; Aspergillaceae
Product: alkyl/aryl-sulfatase
Exons: 1
Coding region: 1-1812 (603 amino acids)
Biological process (GO): dodecyl sulfate metabolic process
Molecular function (GO): protein dimerization activity; linear primary-alkylsulfatase activity
Source: RefSeq, a predicted model, not a curated record
AUGUCUAUUCAAGAUGCAGAUCGUGGCUUUAUCGCAAAGCUUGACCCUUGCGUAAUCAAAGAUGAAGAUGGUCAUGUUAUUUGGAAUAACGAUGCAUAUGAUUUCUUGAUCAACUCGCAUUGUCCGGAGACAGCUAAUCCGAAGCUAUGGCGACAGGCACAACUUGUAAGCAAGCAAGGCUUAUUCAAGGUCACUAGCGGUGUAUAUCAGGUCCGCGGUUUUGACCUUUCAAAUAUGACUAUCAUUGAAGGUGAUAGUGGAAUCAUCGUGGUGGACCCCCUCACUUCCGCUGAAUGUGCACGAGCAGCACUCAACUUGUAUUAUGAGAAUCGUGCCAAGAAAUCUGUGAUGGGCAUGAUCUAUACACACUCACACGCUGACCAUUUUGGAGGUGCGAAGGGAGUCUUCGAAUCGAAUAAAGAUUGCACCGUACCUAUAUUGGCACCGUAUGGCUUUCUUGAACAUGCUGUCUCUGAGAAUAUUUAUGCUGGAAACGCUAUGGCUCGCAGGGCUGCGUAUAUGUACGGUGACCAAUUACCAAAAGGACCGUCAGGUCAAAUUAGCUGCGGUCUGGGAGCAACAGUUUCUGCGGGAACGGUGACCUUAUUACCUCCAUCGGUCGAUAUAACGCAUACCGGCCAAGUAGAGGUGAUUGACGGAGUAGAGUUCGUCUUUCAAGUCACUCCUGGAACAGAGGCGCCCGCGGAAAUGAACUUUCAUCUCCCGCAACGGCGAACCUUGUGCGUCGCGGAAAAUGCGACUCAAUGUCUUCACAAUAUUGCCACUCUCCGAGGCGCCGCCGUCAGGGAUGCUCUUGCAUGGUCUUCAUAUUUGGACGAAACGAUUGUUCUCUUCGCUGGAACUUCAGAUGUCGUUUUUGCUUCUCAUCAUUGGCCCACAUGGGGCCAAAAAACUCUGUUGAACUAUCUUACGCAGCAGCGUGACCUUUACGCAUUUUUGCAUGACCAGACGUUGCGCUUAAUGAAUGAUGGCUUAACGGGUAUUGAAAUUGCCGAGCAGUUGGAGCUCCCCGAUCGAUUGCGAGAUUCUUGGCACACGCAGGGAUUUUAUGGCUCUGUGAGCCACAACGUCAAAGCCAUUUAUCAGCGUUAUAUGACAUGGUUCGAUGGAAAUCCGUCUCAUCUAUGGGAGCACCCGCCAGUCGAAGCGGCGAAACGAUAUGUGUAUUGUAUGGGCGGCAUGGAAGCAGUGCUCCAGAAAGCGAGGGAAUUUUCUGACAAAGGGGAUUUACGAUUCGCUGCAUCGCUUCUCAACCAUGCUGUGUUCGCCGAUCCUGAGAACACAAAUGCCAAAUCUUUACUCGCAUCUACGUACGAAACUUUGGGUUAUGGAUGUGAGAAUGGCCCUUGGCGAAAUUUUUAUAUUUCAGGCGCAAGGGAGCUACGUGGUGUGAAGCCAAAAGACAACGUACUGUCCGGUCAGGCCGGGCUGACUGAGGCUUUGUCACUUCACCAUCUCUUGGCUUCGGUUGCUGUUCGGCUGGAUGGCACUCGAGCGCAAACAAGAGAUUUCAUCAUCGAUCUUUAUGUGACCGAUCGAGACGAACACUGCCGGUUACUAGUUAGUAACGGGGCGUUGAUACACCGCACUGGAAAAGGCUCGUCGAAGUCAUCUGCGCUGGAUUCGGCCGAUUUCUCAUGCACACUUACAUAUGACCAAUUGGUUCAGUCCUUGUCGGCUAGACAGGCAUUAGGAACUUUCGGCGAAGAGCAGGGAGAUCGCUCUUGUUGGAACGGACUACUUGAUCUACUCUCCACCCCGAAGGCAACGUUUGAAAUCGUUAUUCCUUGA